Messenger RNA from Zea mays, 423 nucleotides. RefSeq lists its product as uncharacterized. The record is from RefSeq and is a predicted model, not a curated record. Lineage: Eukaryota; Viridiplantae; Streptophyta; Magnoliopsida; Poales; Poaceae. The transcript has 2 exons. The coding region runs from base 1 to 402 and encodes 133 amino acids.
AUGCCACCUCCCUUCCUCUCGAAGCUUUGUCUGCAGACGAAGUCGCCGGCUCUUCCCUCGGCGCUGGUGUCGGUGGGUUGCCAGUGGCGGUGGGUGGGUGGCCGGGUGGUGGUGUUGCUGGGAUGCCCGCCGCGACGGCGACCACAGCCCGCCUUCGCGUGCCGCUGCCAAAAGUCGCCCACCACUCGCCCUGCUCGAGCCAGCGCCACCCGACUGCCGCCGUCGCUGACGAGACGAGCGGCCACACGCUUGGCGCACGCCAUGGACGCCUUGUCCCGCCCUACUGUCGUCAUCGACAACGGCACCGGGUACACGAAGAUGGGGUUCGCGGGGAACGUGGAGCCCUGCUUCAUCACCCCCACUGUCGUCGCCGUCAACGAUUCCUUCUCCGGCUCCGCCUAGCCGGCGGCGAGGGGCACCCCC